Messenger RNA from Drosophila yakuba, 1078 nucleotides. RefSeq names its product salivary glue protein Sgs-3 (gene Sgs3). Lineage: Eukaryota; Metazoa; Arthropoda; Insecta; Diptera; Drosophilidae. Bases 60 to 881 code for a protein of 273 amino acids. The record is from RefSeq and is a predicted model, not a curated record. The transcript has 2 exons.
AUAAAAAGGUGAGGAAACCCCAAGAAAGGUAUCAGUUUGCGGACAAUUAAGUAACAAACAUGAAGCUGACCAUUGCCAUCUCCCUAGCGAGCAUCCUGCUCCUUAGCGUCGCCCAUGUCGCCCAAGGUUGUGAUUGUGGUUGCCCCACGACCUCUCCCAAGCCCUGCCAAACAACGGUACCGACUUGUGCGCCAACAACAACCACAACAACAACAACCACUUGUGCGCCACCCACAAGGCCACCUCCACCUCCAUGCACAGACGCCCCAACGACAACUAAGAGGACAACGGAAAAAUCCACCACAAGGAGAACCACCACAACAACUAGACAAACAACAACUAGACCUACAACAACUACAACCACAACCACCACAACUAGACGUCCAACAACUAGGUCUACAACAACUAGACAUACAACAACUACAACCACCACAACUAGACGUCCAACAACUACAACCACCACAACUAGACGUCCAACAACUACAACCACCACAACUAGACGUCCAACAACUACAACCACCACAACUAGACGUCCAACAACUACAACCACCACAACUAGACUUCCAACAACUAGAUCUACAACAACUAGACAAACAACUAAAUCCACCACUUCUAAGCGUCCAACACAUGAGACCACCACCACAUCUAAGCGUCCAACACAAGAGACCACCACAACCACUAGACGUGCAACACAAGCAACCACCACACCUAAACCCACCAACAAGCCUGGCUGUGGCUGCAAGUCCUGCGGUCCUGGAGGCAUACCCUGCGGUAGCUGUCCCAAGAGGCAGGGACUGUGCACGGAACUUAACAACUUACUCCGCCAGCUGGAGCGCAGGGUCCGCGAGUGCGUCUGCGGCCAACCCGUGUGGUUGUUGUAAGGCGUUGCAGGAUCGCUUGAGACAACUAAACCACCCAACUAAAGGAUGUGACUGCAGCCCUGCGAAAUGUAUUUUGUGGGGCAGCUCGGCCAGGACUUCGAUUUCAACUUCGACUUUAACUCCGCUUUGUUUUUGUUUUCAUCAAUUGACUUGAGAUGUAAGAAUUAAUAAAACUUGUUGAACUGCAUAAAUUUGAA